AUGUGCUUUUUACGCGACUAUGGUUCCAUUGUUUUCUGAAAACUUCAUAGUUAAAUCUUGCUACGUGGAUUUCACGUUGGAAGUAACGAUGGGGGGGUCAACGAUGGCUUUUCUGCGUUUUGAUACUUUACCUCAUUACAGUACUCCUGCCACCCCUCUUUGGUCUAAAAUGGUUCCUCCCUUACUCAUUUACACCGGAUCCUGUUUAGUCAGUCACCUGGUUGAGUCAUAUCUAGUCGCAGACGUUGUCAAAUCAAGUCAACACGCCGAAGAAAUCCGCUAUCAUGGUGCUCCAGACGAUAUACGUCAUCACGGUGACGGUUACGGCUUUGACCUUGGGGAUCAUCUGUCUUCUCGUCGCACCUCGGCUUCUGAGACGAUUUGUCCCGAAGUAUGCCGAACUGCCGAUCGGAACGCGAUUGGAGUUUGACACAAGACAUUCCACCUUUUUUCAUCUUACGCUAUUGCAGAGUGAUGUCUGUCUGCCAUUCCACUGUUGUUGGUCUCCUGUCUAUUUGUACCGCCCUUGUGGACGACUCUAUCCAACCACACGUUAUACGAUAUGAUUCAUUUCUGGUGAAACUCACAUGCGCCAUUGUUCUGGGAUACAUGUGUAUUGACACCCUGCUACUUUGCGUCUUUUGGAGGUACAAGGGAAGUUUGUUGUUUUUAUUUCAUCACAUCGUGACCACCUGGGUUCUUCUGACUUUUCUGGUCUACAACAAUCUACCGUACUUUGCAAACUCCCUGCUCAUUAUGGAGGUGGCGAAUCCUUUUAUGCACUUGAGGUGGAUGAUGGGGAGACUUAGAACCUCUAAGACGUCUUUAAAAUACGCCAUAAACCAAUCGACAGUGACCGUUGUGUUUCUUCUGUUCCGGCUUGUCAACGCUGUACUGUACUGGAAGGGCACGUACAUUGCUUUGCAAAAUGAUGAGUAUUAUGGGAUAGAACUAACCACCAUAUUUGGUCAUCUGCUUGGUGGAAUAAUCUUUCACCUAAUGAACAUUUAUUGGUUUUGGAAGAUCUGGAUAGGAACAGUCAAGAUGGUAAAAAUAUUAAUGGGUGUCGACAAAAAGUCGAUAUAACAAUAAUUUAUUCUUAAUAUGAUAGAUAAGAUUAGUUGCGGGCUACUUAUCAUGUUUUAACAUACAAUACAUAUAGAUAAUGGGUAAUUAUAAGAUAAGGACUGCUACCUAUAUUUAUGAAGGGAAGCAAAGGGAAUAUUCAUUUUAGUACUAUUUUAUUGCCUAUAUUGAUGAAAUGUUCCAGUUUUGAAAUUGUGAAAACACUUUUAAGAUAAUAUAGUUUGCAUAACAGUAUUCUGAAAAUUUUACAUCUUAAUAAUGAGUAAGGAUAUUCGUUUGGGCGAUGUAUUAUCAUGUAGAUAAAAUUGAGCAAAAUACGCUGUAAACGGGUUUCAAUUACAAGAAAGUCUAUUUUUUGUAACAAUAUUGCUAGAAUUUCAUAUUUAAGUAAGGAUACUGUAGAAUCAAAGCGCUAGCAAUGCCACGUAUUUAAUAGGAAGAAAUUAUGGAAGGACUUUUGAAUUGUGUUUUACUUUCAUUUCUUUUGUUUUAGGCUGAUUCUUUUUAAUUUUCCACAUCCGACUGGGAAAAAAUGCACAAUGCAAAUAAAACAAGACAACAGAAA
Molecule: messenger RNA, 1651 nt
Organism: Branchiostoma floridae (Florida lancelet)
Lineage: Eukaryota; Metazoa; Chordata; Leptocardii; Amphioxiformes; Branchiostomatidae
Product: TLC domain-containing protein 4-B-like
Exons: 7
Coding region: 394-1086 (230 amino acids)
Biological process (GO): lipid homeostasis
Cellular component (GO): membrane; endoplasmic reticulum
Source: RefSeq, a predicted model, not a curated record